Molecule: messenger RNA, 1720 nt
Organism: Clonostachys byssicola
Lineage: Eukaryota; Fungi; Ascomycota; Sordariomycetes; Hypocreales; Bionectriaceae
Source: the annotation of a GenBank genome assembly
AUGAGUGCUGCACCCAAAGUAGUCGUCGUCUCCUCCACGAAUCGGGUCAAAACAAAGGCGGCCAAGGAAGGGUUCCAAGCCCUCCUCCCAGGCCCCUACGAAUUCCUCGAAGUAAAAGUCGAAACGGAGGUGGCCGCCCAGCCCUUCUCCGACGCAGAGACGCUCCUCGGCGCGUCCAACCGGGUCAAGAACGCGCGCAUCGCCAGGCCCGACGCCGACUUCUGGAUCGGCAUCGAGGGCGGCGUCGACGAGCACGACGGGAACCUGCUCAACUUCGCCUGGGUCGUGGUGGCGAGCAAGGAAGGCCGCACGGGGAAAGCCCGAACUCCUGCGUACUACCUGCCGGAGGAGUCGGCGAGGCUCGUGCGGGAGGGGCUGGAGCUGGGCCAGGCGGACGACCAGGUGUUCGGGACGUCGGAUUCGAGGAGCGGGAGUGGCUCGGUCGGGCUCCUGACUGGCGAUGUCGUGGACCGCGCGGGCUUUUACACGCAGGCGGUCAUUCUGGCGCUCAUCCCGAUCAAGAACAAGGACCUGACGUUUAAGUGAGUCGGCCGUCUUUGCUUGGAUGGCUUGGGCAAUGUAUCUACAUGUGUUAUGCCCGGGAUCGGAUCUACCCCGCACCCAAGGAGGUGCUUUGGCGGGGCGUCUAGGGGAGAGAUGGCUUAUCUUCUUAAGUAGGACAUCUCCAGUAUUUGUAUUGAAUCGUUGAGCUACUUUCUGGUAUCUCAUUUACCCCUGACAUAGAUGUCAUCAAUCCUAAUCACUUCACGAUGAAAGUUGCACUUGUCACUGCGUCCUCUGCUGGCCUGGGUGCCGCCAUCGCCAAGGUCCUGGCGCCAGAUUUCCGUGUUGUCGUUAACUACCACAGUAGCCCUGAUCGCGCCGCCAAGGUGAUAGCCGAGUUGGAGGAAAUCGCUAGUAAAACCACCUCCCAGCAGGACGGCGAUGGCCCCAGAUUCCUCUCGAUCCAGGCCGAUUUGGCGAAGCGAGCCGACAUUGAGCGCCUGGUAUCCGAAACGGUAGAGAAGAUGGGCCGCCUCGAUGUUCUCGUGUCGAACGGUGGAUGGACCCAGCUCCGAGACUUUUCCAACUUUGACGAUAAUGUGAACGAGGAUGACUGGGAUAGAUGUUUCAACGUCAAUGUGAAGAGCCACCUCUUCCUUCUGUAUGCAGCCCGAAAGCACCUGGAAGAGGUCAAGGGCUCCUUUGUGUCUGUUGCCAGUACUUCCGGGAUCAAACCCAGCGGCAGCUCUAUUGUAUGUUUUAAUCUCGCCUCAAGGUAUAUUUCUUCCUGCUGACUUGACCUCGUUCAACUAGCCUUAUGCCGUCAGCAAAGCCGCCCAGAUACAUCUUAUCCAGUGCUUGACACGCUGCGUGGGCCCCAACAUCCGGGUGAACUCCGUCUCUCCAGGCCUCAUGUUGACUGUAAGUAUCACGGGGGACAUCGGGAAGCCAGAAAAGACUUCGUUUUCUAACAUACAAAUUUGUAGGAAUGGGGACGUCGCUUCUCGGAAGAAAAGAUUAAUCGUACCAAAGAAUUAACCCCUUUAAAAGAGCUACCCGAAGUAGAUGUAAGCAUUUACCCGAAGAGAUUGAUUUAGGGAAGUGUGCGGCGCUGACUAUGUGAUAUCAGGAUGUUGCAGCAGCUGUGAGAAGCCUGGCAGUGAACAUGUCCAUCACUGGCCAGAAUCUCGUUGUUGAUUCUGGAUUCACGGUAUGA